Molecule: messenger RNA, 1503 nt
Organism: Pungitius pungitius (ninespine stickleback)
Lineage: Eukaryota; Metazoa; Chordata; Actinopteri; Perciformes; Gasterosteidae
Gene: steep1
Product: STING1 ER exit protein 1
Exons: 1
Coding region: 570-1247 (225 amino acids)
Biological process (GO): endoplasmic reticulum membrane organization; endoplasmic reticulum to Golgi vesicle-mediated transport
Source: RefSeq, a predicted model, not a curated record
CAAGCGCCAAUUGCAUCUGGGAAGAUUUUUUUUUUUUGACUGACUGGUUUGAUUUUGCUUAAUUGGGGUCUCUGAACUUCCUUACAUAUUACACAUAAGUUUGCAUAUAAAGCUUUUUGCACCAAAAUACUGAACCUAUAGUACCCUAAACCAAAGGGCAUAUGUUGCAUAUAACACGUAAGUAAUUUUUCAAUCCUAUUUAAUAGUAAAACGUCGGUGUUUGACUUUCAUGUAUACAAUGUCCAAAAAGUCAAGUAAGGCUAGGCCUACUCAAUUUAAUUCGGAGCCCUUUUCCACGCUUGAAUCCAUUUAAUUUAUAACAAACCCGUUAACACUCGAUUGCAAUUUAAUCACCGUGUAGGUCAGAAAUAGGGCGGCACAGCGGAACAAUGAGAAGCGGAUUUUGUUUCCGGGCGGAACAGUAACGAGGACGGACACCGGAAGUAUUGUCGCGAUUCUGACGAAGAAAACAUUACAAGAAGAGUUUCUUCUCCGUGGUGUUUGGACAGCGGGAUUGAAUCCGUAAGCAGUAACAACAAGCAGUAAAAACAUCACCCGAGUGACCAAACAUGCCGAAAGUCGUGUCCAGAAGUGUCGUCUGCUCGGACACCAGAGAUCGAGAGGAGUACGACGACGGAGAAAAGCCUCUUCACGUCUACUACUGCCUGUGCGGACAGAUGGUGUUGGUGCUGGACUGCCAGCUGGAGAAGCUGCCCAUGAGGCCCCGGGACCGAGCCAGGGUGAUCGACGCGGCCAAACAUGCCCACAAGUUUUGCAACGUGGAGCAGGACGAAAGCGCGUACCUCAAGCGGGCCGAGGGCAUCGAGAGGCAGUACCGCAAGAAGUGCGGCAAGUGCGGCCUGCUGCUCUUCUACCAGCACCAGGCGAAGAACAGCCCGGCCACCUUCAUCGUGGACGCAGCCGUGGUCAAGUUCGGGCAGGGCUUCGGCAACACCAGCGUGUACAGUCAGAAGCAGCCAGAGGCCCCCAAGAAAGUGCGAGUGAUGAUGACCAAGCGGACCAAGGACAUGGGCAAGUUCAGCUCCGUCACCGUGUCCACCGUCGACGAGGAGGAGGAGGAGAUCGAGGCCCGGGAGGUGGCGGACUCGUACGCCCAAAACGCCAAAGUGAUCGAGAAGCAGCUGGAGAGGAAGGGCAUGAGCAAGAGGAGGCUACAGGAGCUAUCUGAGCUGGAGGCCAAGAAGGCGAAGAUGAAGGGCACGCUGAUUGAUAAUCAGUUCAAGUAGAGGAGGCUCAGCAGAGAGGAGGGGAGGGGGGGGGGUGCACUGUUGUCCUCUGGAGACCAGCGUCCACAGUGGAUAAGAUCUGUCAAAUACAGGCCAGUAGUUGGUCAGCCAGAAGACAGGACAAUAUUUGGACAUUUUUAGUCCGGGGAUGUUCAUGUGACACGUGUUACGAUAGUGAGGUUGUGUGAAAUUAGUUUCAAAUGUUAUUUUGUAUGAAAAUGAAAAGACCAGAUUAAACCGUUUCGUAUUUCCUAAA